Molecule: messenger RNA, 1464 nt
Organism: Brassica napus (rape)
Lineage: Eukaryota; Viridiplantae; Streptophyta; Magnoliopsida; Brassicales; Brassicaceae
Product: probable E3 ubiquitin-protein ligase RHC1A
Exons: 2
Coding region: 304-1251 (315 amino acids)
Biological process (GO): protein ubiquitination
Cellular component (GO): cytoplasm
Molecular function (GO): ubiquitin protein ligase activity
Source: RefSeq, a predicted model, not a curated record
CACGUGGCAAUUUGGGAGCUGGGUGUUAGUGUUGUUGAUUACAGUGUAAGAAAAAAAAGAGAUAUGAUUCUAGAGUGGUUCCUCUACGUCAUCGUCUUCUUCUUCUUCUCCCCCAAAUCCUCUCGCUAGGGUUUGUCUGCUACGCAUCUUGGUUUACGCGUCUUGCUCCUUUAGAUUGCCUUUCCGGUAGAUAUAUGAUUCAUCUUUGGAUCAGUGGAGGAGCUAAGCUAGAAAAGGCUUAGGGAUUCAAUUCAACCAGUGGAUUUCUUUGUUUUUUUGUCUUAUUUUGAGAAAACUGAGGAUAUGUCAAGCGGUAGAAACACCCACUGGUGUCACAGAUGCCAGCGUGCUGUCCGGCUUCACGGCCCGGACCCUGUAUGUUCUUACUGUGGAGGAGGAUUCGUUGAGGAGCUCGACACGCCUCAAGCCUUAGCCGCCAACCCAUUUGAUAUCUUUAGAUCUCACAGGGACGUUGAUCCUGCUUUUGAUCUCAUGGAUGCUUUCUCCGCCUUUAUGAGGAACCGCUUAGCCGACCGAGAACUCAGAGGAAGAUCCAUCACUUCCCGUCCUGAAAGCUUCCCCGGCUUAGCUCCUUUGUUGAUCUUUGGUGGUCAGGUUCCUUAUAGAGACAAUGCAGUCGAAGCUCUCUUCAGUAACGGCUCGCCUGGCAUUAGCAUCACGCGUGGUAACACCGGCGACUACUUCUUCGGCCCUGGUCUUGAAGAACUCUUUGAGCAGCUCUCUACCGGCGGCUCUACUCGCCGUGGCCCGCCGCCUGCUCCUAGAUCUUCAAUAGAUGCGUUGCCAACCGUCAAGAUAGCGCAGAGGCAUCUCAGGUCGUCGGACUCGAACUGUCCUGUGUGCAAAGAGGAGUUCGAGUUGGGAGCAGAGGCGAAACAGAUGCCGUGUAACCAUGUAUAUCAUUCUGACUGUAUCGUCCCGUGGCUGGUUCAGCACAACUCAUGCCCUGUCUGUCGCCAAGAGCUGCCAUCAGGAGCUUCAAGCAGCGAAAACAGAAGCACCACCACCAGAAGAAACUACAGAAGUAGUAGCAACAGCAAUGAAAGGAGGAGUCCUUUCUCUUCCUUGUGGCCGUUCCGUUCGUCUGGUUCAAGCUCAAACAACAACACUCAAAACCGUGGAGGCACGAGAAACUCUGACGCAACUGAUGAGAACCAUAACUAUCAUCACCAGCAACAGCAACAGCAACAGCAGUCACAUAUGGGUUACAGUGGCUGGCCUUUUGAUUAGUAAAGGUGAGCUAAAGUUAAAAAAAAACUUUGGUCUCACUAUGUUCUAUGUUUGUGAUUGUGCGUCUUUGUCCUUGUGCUUUCCACUCUUACUCUCUUAUCAACAUAAAUAAUGGAGAAGAAGUGUUACUGUUACUGUAGAUCUUUUGCAUUUGUGUAAAACAUGCUUUAUGUUUAGUUGGGUUUGAUAAUUCAAUAAAACAAAUAAAAUGAA